AUGGAAAAAGCUGUCUUCACUACAUCGCGGCGAGGCAAGCGUCUGCUAACAUACAACGGCUACACUUACUACGCCAAGGCCGCAUUAUCCACAUACAACCACCAGGUGCGGUGGUGCUGCUCGACGCACGGAUCCAUCGGGUGUAGGGCUACUCUUUACACUUUGCAUAAUACAGUGAUACAUGAGAAACGUGGACAUAAUCAUCCACCGCAUGAAGCGGAAUUCGUGACCUCGCGUCAAGGCAACCGUGUUCUCAGGCUCAACGGAUACAGCUUUUACUCAGAUGGCACGAAAAUUCAUAACACACACACCCGUCCCGUAUUUCAAACAACAUCGCGCGGCGGCCGAAUGAUCGUCAUGGGCGGCUACAAAUUCUUCAGACAAGUGACUUACGGCCCGAAGACCCGCUGGUUCUGCUCCGGCCAAGGUCGCGGAUGCAAGGCGGUUAUCUUCACCGUUGAUGACGAAAUCAUCGACAGCAAAAAUGAGCAUAACCAUUAUCCGCCCACUAAGAUUUAA
Cydia amplana is the source of this 519-nucleotide messenger RNA. RefSeq names its product FLYWCH-type zinc finger-containing protein 1-like. Bases 1 to 519 code for a protein of 172 amino acids. The record is from RefSeq and is a predicted model, not a curated record. The transcript has 4 exons. NCBI's taxonomy places the organism in Eukaryota, Metazoa, Arthropoda, Insecta, Lepidoptera, Tortricidae.